Molecule: messenger RNA, 420 nt
Organism: Syzygium oleosum
Lineage: Eukaryota; Viridiplantae; Streptophyta; Magnoliopsida; Myrtales; Myrtaceae
Product: dolichyl-diphosphooligosaccharide--protein glycosyltransferase subunit 4A
Exons: 2
Coding region: 189-302 (37 amino acids)
Source: RefSeq, a predicted model, not a curated record
CGAUGACCCGGCCUUGGGCCGGCCCAUCACGGCCUUGCCUCCAUAUAUAUAUAAGGUCGUUCGGACAGAUGCGGAUCCGACCCCUCUCGCGAUCGCAACGACGAGAAGCUCGUCUUCGUUUACCUCCGACGGAGAUCUGAUCCCUCCUCUUCCGCCGGCGAUUUCCUCAUCCGAUCAAGACUCCCAAGAUGAUUGAUGAUCAGGACCUCGGCUUUUUCGCCAACUUUCUUGGUAUUUUCAUCUUUCUCCUGGUAAUAGCGUACCAUUUUGUGAUGGCUGACCCAAAAUAUGAAGGCAACUGAAACAUUUUGUAGACUUUCGCAGUUUAUCUGGAGUACUCUUUUUCAGUUGCUUAAUAGGAUAUGAUUGGACAGGUGUGUUGUCACAAUUCUAGCAUAGAGUGAAGAACGUUUCUUAUAA